Messenger RNA from Cajanus cajan (pigeon pea), 1130 nucleotides. Lineage: Eukaryota; Viridiplantae; Streptophyta; Magnoliopsida; Fabales; Fabaceae. The record is from RefSeq and is a predicted model, not a curated record.
AAUUUAGAAAUUUUAUUUUUUUUAAGGGUAAUUUAGAUAUUUUAUAUAUAUUUUUUUAAAAAGGAGGUGUGUUUAUAUGAGAGUGGAGGUGUGUUUAUCAUCUGCCAACGUUAUAUUAUACUUGUGAAUUCCGCUAGCCAGUAGGUGUGUUGCUUCCGCUCUCUGUCCAGGUAUCUAAUUUCUUAUUAGGUUACUUCGGUUAAAGAUUUCUGGAAUAGUGGAAUCUUUGUCAUGGCAACUAGACUUCAGUUUGAGAAUUGUUGUGAAGUUGGAGUGUUUUCAAAACUUACCAAUGCAUAUUGUUUGGUUGCUAUUGGAGGUUCUGAAAACUUUUACAGCUCAUUUGAAGCUGAGUUAGCAGAUGUUAUCCCAGUGAUCAAGACCUCCAUUAGUGGCAUUCGUACAGUUGGUCGUCUUUGUGUUGGAAACAAGAAUGGGCUUCUCUUGCCCCAUACCACCACAGACCAAGAGCUUCAACAUUUGAGAAACAGUCUACCUGAUCAAGUUCUUGUUCAGCGUAUUGAUGAAAGAUUAACUGCUUUGGGAAAUUGUAUAGCAUGUAAUGACCAUGUGGCCUUGACACACAUUGAUCUUGACAAGGAAACUGAGGAUAUGAUUGCAGAUGUUCUUAAAGUAGAAGUUUUCAGGCAGACUAUUGCCUCUAAUAUCAUUGUAGGAAGUUACUGUACAUUUUCCAACAGAGGUGGUUUGGUUCACCCUCAUACAUCCAUUGAAGAAUUGGAGGAACUUUCUACACUUCUUGAUGUUCCUUUGGUCGCUGGGACUGUCAAUCGUGGCAGUGAAUUACUAGCUGCUGGCAUGACAGUAAAUGAUUGGAUAGCAUUUUGUGGUUCAGACACUACAGCUACAGAGCUCUCUGUGAUUGAGAGUAUCUUCAAGCUGAGAGAAGUCCAACCCGGUGUCACUAUGCAUGAGAUGAGGAAAUCACUCUUUGAUAGCUUUCUCUAAUUUUUUUUAUAGAAUUAUAAUUAAAAAUUCAUUUUGAAGUAAGAUGAUUUUGUUUGAACUUGAAAAAACAUAGGCUAGCCUAUACAUGUGUUCUUAAUUUUUUUAGCUUUAGUUAAUCUUUUAUCAUCUAAAAAAUUAAAUUUAGUUGUUUUAAAAGUGUA